Molecule: messenger RNA, 822 nt
Organism: Acanthosepion pharaonis
Lineage: Eukaryota; Metazoa; Mollusca; Cephalopoda; Sepiida; Sepiidae
Source: the annotation of a GenBank genome assembly
AUGUUUCUCCACGGCUCGCCAUUUUUACAUACAGGACUUAUUUUCUUACUUAUCAACCAAAUUCACAGUCAAUUUUUGGAUACUUCCGAUGAAGUGUGCCCAGAAACGCCUCGCGGGGACGAUGACUUGCCUGGCAGGGUGCUUAAUAAAUACGUUCUCGAAUAUCGGUAUUCGAAUCCUUGGUUUACGCUGUGUUCCGACACUGACCACCGAAUAAUACGUCUCAAGCGUCUUUCUCUCACUUCUACAUCCUCUUCUUUCUCCGUCAUUUCUUUCUCAUUUUCCGCCCUCUCCUUCGCCUUACUCCUUUCAGUCUUUCUCUUUACUUCUUCAUCAUCAUCUCUAUCUUCCUCUUUAACUAUUUCAGUCUUUCUAUCUCUUCCUCCUCGUCAGCUUCCCGCUCUUUCUCUUUCACUGUUUCUCUCUGUCUUCCUCACCUUCUCUUUCCCACUUCCAUUUUCAGUUUAUCACAUUAUCAUUGCUUUCCCGCUCUUCCGCAUGAAGCAUUUGUCCCUCUUUUUCCCCCAUCUCUCUUCUUCAUCACCAUCCUCAUCUGGCGCUUCCUCUUUCACUAUUUCAUUCUUUUUCCUCAUCUUCUCCACUUACCCUUUCUCUCUCUCUCUCUCUCUCUCUCUCUCUCUCUCUCUCUCUCGUCACCUCCUUCCCGCUGUUCGUCCUUCACUAAUUCUCUUUGUUUUCCUCGUUUUUUUUUUCUUUCUGUUUUCACUUUUUCUCUCUCCCUGUUUUCCUCUUUCUCUUCUCCCCUUUAACUUGUCACUCUCCCUUUUGAUAUUUCCUCGUACUUCCUCUCUCUUCCUUUAG